Molecule: messenger RNA, 5439 nt
Organism: Centropristis striata (black sea bass)
Lineage: Eukaryota; Metazoa; Chordata; Actinopteri; Perciformes; Serranidae
Exons: 26
Coding region: 640-4707 (1355 amino acids)
Biological process (GO): homophilic cell-cell adhesion; dendrite self-avoidance; axon guidance
Cellular component (GO): axon; plasma membrane
Molecular function (GO): cell-cell adhesion mediator activity
Source: RefSeq, a predicted model, not a curated record
CAGGGCGCAGAUGUCGCCUCUGUCUCUUUAAAACACUGACUCCUGGAGGUUGGCGAGGAUUUGUUGCGGAUAGCAGGGAGUGCGGAGCUCAGCUCGGCAUGUGCAGCGCUUCAUUUUCGCUCAAACUGACGCCGCAACCUGCAACUGCUCCGGACCAGAGCAGACAGAGAGAGGGAUUAUUUUAUUUAUGACCGGGCUAAAUAUAGUUAAAUCUCUUCUUCUUUUUUUGUUUUCAGCAGCAGCAGCAGGACAUCUUGGAAAGAAGUCGCUGUGUGUAUGUGUGUGAAUGUGUGUAUGUGUGUGUGUAUGUGUGUGACCAUGCGGGGAUGAAGAAGUGCUGCUGCUGAGUUUUGUUAUUAGGUUUCUCCGGGGCGGUGCUGCUGCUGCCGCUGCUGAUCCUGCUGCUGUCAUGGCUUUCUGGGAGUGACAUGAAAGUUUUUUUUCGGGAUGAUUUUACUCGCUUGAUAUAUUCCAGCUGAGGCUCAAGCUCCUGAAACCGGUCCAGUUUCACUUGCUUUUAGUGUUGUUGUUUUUUAAAUAAGAAAAAAACUGGGUGUUUGUAUUUUUGACUGGAGGUUUCAAUUAAAUUGAUAAUUUGAGUGGACUGUCGAGAGGCUGCAGACUCGGGAGAGUGUGGAGAUGAACUUUGGAAAUUUACUUCUUGUGACAUUCAUCACCAUCGCAUCAGGGUCCCGGGCACGGUUUGAAGACAGCGCACCUCGGAUUGUGGAGGACCCCUCGGAUUUGAUCGUCUCCAAGGGGGAGCCUGCCACCCUCAACUGCAAGGCAGAGGGCAGACCCGCUCCUAAUAUAGAGUGGUAUAAGGAUGGCGAGCGCGUGGAGACGGACAAAGAUGACCCCCGUUCUCACCGCAUGCUCCUGCCCAGCGGCUCCCUCUUCUUCCUGCGCAUCGUACACGGACGCAGGAGCAAACCAGACGAGGGCGUCUACACCUGUGUGGCCCGCAACUACCUGGGAGAGGCCAUUAGCCGCAAUGCUUCACUGGACGUCGCCAUCCUGAGAGAUGAUUUCCGGCAGGCCCCGAGCGAUGUGGUGGUGGCUGCGGGUGAGCCUGCAGUGUUAGAGUGUGUGCCUCCACGUGGUCACCCUGAGCCCACCGUGUCCUGGAAACGCAACAACGCCCGAGUCAGCACCAAGGAUGAACGAAUCUCUAUGCGUGCGGGCAAACUGAUGAUCUCUCACACCAGAAAGAGUGAUGCUGGCAUGUAUGUUUGUGUGGGCUCUAAUAUGGUUGGAGAGCGGGACAGCGAUCCUGCAGAGCUGGUGGUGUACGAGCGCCCUGUGUUGGUGCGGAGGCCGGUGAACCAGGUGGUCAUGGAGGAGGAGACUGUCGACUUCCUGUGCGAGGUGCACGGAGAUCCCCCUCCCACUGUCCGAUGGCGGCGUGAGGAAGGGGAGCUUCCCCGUGGGAGGUUUGAAAUCCGCAACGGCAACAGCAUUCGUUUGUUCCGCGUGAAAGAGCAGGAUGAAGGGACGUAUACCUGCACAUCUGAGAACAGUGUGGGCAAGACGGAGGCCUCGGCCAUGUUGCAAGUCCAUGUGCCACCUCAGAUUGCCACAAAGCCCCGAGACCAGAUUGCCACACAGGGGAGGAGCAUCACCUUCCAAUGCGGCACCACAGGAAACCCUCCACCUGCCAUCUUCUGGCAGAAAGAGGGCAGCCAGAUGUUGUUGUUCCCCGGCCAGCCGCCAUCUCAAUCCGGCCGUUACUCCGUCUCCAUGAGCGGAGAACUGACCAUCACUGACGUCCACCCCGAGGACUCUGGUUUCUACAUCUGCCAGGCCAUCAGCGUCGCAGGAAGCGUGCUGACCAAGGCGCUGCUGGAGGUGGAGGGAGGUCCCUCAGGUCGUGUCCCGCCGAUUAUUCGCCAAGGUCCGGCCAAUCAGACUGUAUCUGAGGGUGCGACGGCACAGCUGCACUGCCGUGUCAUCGGAGGGCCCUCUGUCAAGAUUUCAUGGGAGAAGGAUGGAGAGAGACUUCUGGGAAAUAAACCUCGGAUGACCUUGAUGGAGAAUGGCACUUUGCAAAUCGCAGACGUAAAGGACACGGACUCGGGGAUGUACACGUGCACGGUAUCCAGCGCCACGGGGGAGUCGAGCUGGAGUGGGAUGUUGACUGUCAGAGAUGAUGGAGUUUCUUCGGUAUCCAGAGCUUCUGAGUUCAUCCAGCUCCCCGGGCCUCCGCAGAAGCCUGUUGUGACGGAGGUCACCAAAAACACUGUCACCCUCACCUGGCAGUCCAACCCUCAUGAAGGCGGAGCAGCAGUCACCUCGUACAUCAUCGAGGCCUUCAGCCAAUCAGUAGGAAGCACCUGGCAAACGGUGGCGGACCACGUGAAGCAGGAGAGGCACACGGUGGUCGGACUCUUCCCCAACACUGUUUAUCUCUUCAUCGUGCGAGCGGUCAACUCUUACGGCCUCAGUGACCCCAGCCCGAUCUCCGAGCCUGUCAGGACGCAGGACGGGAGUCCUACCGAACAGGGUGUGGACCACAGGCAGGUGCAGAGAGAGUUAGGAGAAGUGUCUGUCUACCUGCAGAAGCCUGUGGUGCUGUCUCCUACCAGCGCCAGGAUUUCUUGGACUGUUGCCUUUCAGUCCCGGUACGUUCAGGGUUAUCGUGUAUUUUACCGGACUAUCGGCAGCUCCUGGUUGGUCCAGGAUGUGGAGGCCACGUCCGAUCACAGCAUCAUCUUAGCAGAUCUGUACAGCAGCACAGAGUACGAAGUGAAGAUCCGCCCUUACUUCAAUGAGUUACAGGGACACGACAGCCUCAUGGUUCUGCUGCGUACGCCUGAGGAGGUUUUAAGUGGACCUCCACAGGCUGUAUCGGUGGUUCAGCUCACCAACAGCUCCAGUAUCAGCGUGUCCUGGGAGCCUCCGCCUCAUAAUACUCAGAGCGGCAUCAUUCGAGAGUACAAGGUCUGGUGUCUGGGCAGCAGCUUGGAGAAGCAGAGCCAGAUAAACCGAACCAUGGACGGAGCGGUGCUGUCCAUCCUGCUGACGGGCCUGUUGCCUGACGUUCGCUACACGGUGGUGGUGGCUGCUGUCACCAGUCUGGGUGUGGGCGCUCAAAGCCCACCUGUCAGCCUGCUUCUCACUCUCCCCCUGGACCAGACUUCAACGUCAGUGAAGAAAGGCGGGAACCUCAGCAUAUCGGAGCAGAUCACAACUGUGGUCAGGCAGCCGGCCUUCAUCGCAGGGCUGGGCGUGGCGGCAUGGUUGGCGCUGAUGGCCUUCAGCGGGUGGCUGUACUGUCGACACCGCAGGAGGAAGCAGCUGGGACACUACACCACAUCCUUCGCUUACACACCGGCAGUUGGCUUCGCUCACAGCGAAGGAUCUGGAAUCAUCAAUGGAGGGCCUGGCUUGUUGGGAUCCAAUAUGGGAAAUUACCCCUGGCUGGCUGACUCUUGGCCCACUCCAAACCUCAGUCAUACCAGCAAAGACUCGGUCAACUGCUGCUCUGGCAAACUGGACUCAGACAGAUAUUACAACACAGUCGGUAUCAUGAACUACCAGAACCAGUCAGAGAAACGAAGCACGGCGUCCAACGACAGUCCCAUCUACAGCACCAUCAACACCGCCGCCGAGGACGACCUGCUGGCUUACUACGACACCUACUCCAGCACGUCCUUCAACCAGGGUCCGGACCCGUACAGCAGCAACCCUGUACUGUCAAACAGCGCCCUAGUGGGUCUGGAGCUAGACCUGGACCAGUGGACCAUCCAGUCCGGUCAGUCUGGGUCUGAAUACGCCAAGCUCCAGUAUACCAAGAAAAGCAACGACAAAUUGGUAAAGCAGAGGUCCACUGGGUCGGCAUCGAGGUCAGCUCCUCUCACCUGGGUGGACGUUUUAUCGCUGCCUCUUCCUGCCAACAAAGACAGAGGUCACAUAAAGAAUGACAAAGAAGAGGAGCAACACAGCUCUGAGGAGGAAGAUGACAACUGGUGUCCUCCGCUGCCAGCCAGAACCUACCUGAUGGACACUUCCAGGGAGGAACUCUCCAGCCCGCCAUCAAAGCCGGACCAACUGUCCAAGGCAGAAACACUGAAGUCUUCCCCCCAGCGAGACACACACACGCUAAGCAACAGUCCACGGCUGCCGCACUUUGACCUCUUGUCCCGUCACCACGCAGGCUCCCAGGUCUCCCAGUCCAACCCAGAUCUGUUUACCAACACCAAGGCCCAGGUUGUCGGCGAAGGGUACCACACCAGCCAGUGGGCGGAUGAUUUCAAGGGGGAAAGCCUCGGAAAAGGACAAUCUCCCGCUCCAGCUGCCGAGUUGGGCCCCGCAGCCCAGUCUCACAGAUCCAGGAGUAAGAAGAAAACACCGAAGGAUGGACAGCUCAGACGAGAGCUGCACAGUCAAGCAGAACUUCCCCCUCCACCAUCCCCUCCCCCUGCACCAGACUCCCUGCAGCUCUUGGCUGAUGUUUUGAGCCGCAGUCGAACAGACGCUGACAGAAAAGAGGGGAGCGACUCGCCUACUCUUCAGAAGAGGGGAGAACAUUUCUCACCCCAAAGGAGAGGAGCUACAAAGUGGCCAUCACAGGAUGAGAAUGUAAUCCCGUAUGGACAGUCCAGCUUCCUGCCCCAGGUCCAGAUGUCAGGUUACGGAUCCCUGGGUGGAGGAGUCCUUUCACGACCCUCCACCACUGGCCGGAGGAGAGAUGAGAACCUCAUGUAGACAGACGUCGAUUACAUGACAAGACAUCCUCCUUUUUCUUCCCUGAUUUCCCGUCUUUGCAAACCAUCAAUCUGUUGCCAUGGCAUCUCAUGAAAAACUGAAGACUAAAGGGAAAGCAUCGAGGCUUGCCAUCUGCCUUUUCACAAACUAUUUUGCUUUUAUCUUAAUGAUUUUAUCUUUAUUUUUUGUGAUUUUCUUCACCCUUUCUCCUUGUAUAUAGACAUCUUUUAAAUUUUUUAAAGGUGUGAUCAGAUGUAUUACUAAAAAUGACUCCGGGGUUUAAAAAAAAUAUUGUAUUUUUAGGAAAUGGGAAGUUAAUGUAACUAUGACAUUCUUGUACAGCAGAUUAAUGAAUGUAUCUUCUGUUUACUCCUGACCAUGAAACCAUGAUGAUGCGUGUGCUUGACGAAAGACUGCAGAAGACAUGAGGCAGAAAAUGUGUUAAUAAACCAUCAUGCGGGUGUGUUUGAGUGUGUGCGUGUGUGUGUGUGUCAGUGCAUGGUGUAGUGUUUGUGUGUUACUGUUUUUAUCUCUCAUUUCUGUGUGACUGUGUACUGUGGUAUCCCUGUAGAUCACCAGAGUGUUAGUGCUGUCAAGAUUUUUAAACUGACCAAUAAAACAUUUAUUACAAAAAACUGCUUCUGUCCAUGUGUGAAUUUUACUAAAUUUCACGCCUAAAGCAUUUUUAGCCACACAAGCUGCAUGUAGUUAUGGGAAUUACUACGGGAGAAU